Molecule: messenger RNA, 1949 nt
Organism: Pseudo-nitzschia multistriata
Lineage: Eukaryota; Bacillariophyta; Bacillariophyceae; Bacillariales; Bacillariaceae
Source: the annotation of a GenBank genome assembly
GUUCAUCAUUUCAAUUUCAAAACCCUUCGAAACAUCUUUCGACACAAAGAAAUUAUCUACGACCUAUCAUGACGGAUCUCGGCACCGUCUAACAACCCACGAAAGAAAGCUUACCAGCAUUACAUUGCGCCAGACUUUCCGCAACUAAACACUAAUCCAAUGCCAAACGAAUCCCCUCAUCACACGCCGCUGGCGUACGAAUACGACUUUAGAGCAUCCGCGGUCCUCUGGUUGUUUUUGGUCCCUGCCCUCGGGGGGUUCCUUUUUGGAUACGACAUUGGUGGAACAUCCUUUGUCGUGGUGCAACUAGCUUCGAUGCGUGCGUCUUCUAUGUCGCUGAAGGACUCACCCAUCAAGACCGGAUGGAUCGUCUCCUCUCCCUCGGCCGGUGCCCUUUUGGGAACCGCAUUUCUCAUGUACCUCGAAAGCCUUCGAGAUGUCCGCGACCGCGAUGCGACCAACCGUCGCAGAUCAAAACGACGAUGGCCGGCACCGAUCGGGAGGCGCACCGAGCUCCGAUAUUCCGGGAUUCUUUACGCGGUUGGUGGAAUCUUGCAGUACCUAUCGGCCUUCUCCCCCGAAACGACCAAGAGUCUUUUCUCGCCCUUUUUUCUCUUGUCUCUGGGCCGCUGGAUCUACGGCGCCGGGAUCGGAUUUGCCAUGCACGGGGGACCGACCUACCUGGCGGAAACGAUGCCCCCCUCGGUCCGCGGCAUGGUGGUCGGUGGGAAGGAACUCGCGAUCGUGGUGGGGAUCCUGGUGGGCUUUGUUGCCGGCAAUGCAUUGACGAGAGUCGACGGGGACGAAGAUGCCGGAUGGGCCCGUGUGUAUGCGUCUACGCUGCUGGCCUCGAUCGGAGUGAUCGGGCUGUCCUUCACGAUUCCCGAAUCUGCCAGGUAUUUGGUUGGGCGGCAGCAAGAAGAACUCUGUGCAAACAGCAGCCACGAAUCCAGCGCUACCGAUCCGUUGCGGGGUGAAACGGAACAAGAGCGAACCACCCGAAUCGUUUCCACCCAGGUCUUAGAAUCACUGAAAUUCGUAUGGAAUCCCAGUGCCGCUCUAUCCGAGCACCGAAAGCUCAUGGCGAUAUUCCAUCGACAACUGCAGCAGCAACAGCAACGACAUGACGAGGAAGAAUCGCCAUCCUUGUCCUUGUGGGACCCAUACGUACGCCCCGCCCUGCGGGCCGGACUGGGCCUGGUGAUUCUGCAACAAGUCACGGGGCAACCAAGUGUUUUGUCGUACGCGACACCGAUUUUGGCAAGGGUUCCUGGACUGAGCGGGAACGCUUCUGUGAUCUUGGCAAUCUUCAAGCUGCUGGCCACUUCCGUUUCGGUGGUGCUGGUGGAGACCCGGGGCCGGAAAACCCUCCUCACCGUUGGUUGCUCACUGAUGUUUGCGGCUCUGCUGGUCCUGACCUUUGCGUUUUCGGAACAAGCUGCAACAGGGUCUUUCGACGAUGAUCCGGUGCCAUCGGAACUCGAUGCCCGAAGCAUACUGACCCUUCUGGGAAUGUUUGCCUAUAUCGCCGGUUACCAGGUAGGUUUUGGUCCCAUCGCCUGGCUCAUGAUCUCCGAGGUCUUUCCCCAGUCCGUCCGGGGAAAGGCGGUCGCGCUGGCCGUCCUCGCCAACUUUGCCCUGAACGCGAUCGUGCAAUUUCUGGUGCCAAUCCUGCGCAGCACCCUUGGCAUGUCCAGAACCUUUUUCGUCUUUGGGGCCCUGGCCGCGUAUUCGGUGUACUUUGUACAGACCAGUGUCCCGGAGACGAAGGGAUUGACCCUGGAGGAGAUCGAGGAGGGAUUGGCCGCGCUCGCAUCGAAGUCGGUGACGGGAGCGAAAACAGAUGAGGAAGAAAGAACAGAUGAAAACACAGCGCACGAGGAACGGGUGCAGCUUCUUUCUACCAGUUCUACUCCUGUCUAGAGAAGUCUAGCUACGCAUUUUGUACA